AUGCAGGUUGAGGAAAUGGACACUUAUGAAGAUGAAUCCGGUACGGGUACUCAUAAGUUAAACAAGUCAGUUUUGAGUCCACGUAACGACGAUGAUCACUCUCAAGCCUCGAAUGAUCAAUUCCACCUCCGUACUCAUCAAAUCGAGGAUGAUGACUUUGAUGUGUCUAAUGAGGAUGUUCGGCGUCUUCUGGAUGAUGAUCCAGAUUUGUUAGAAGUCAAGAGCGUUGAGACUUCUACAAAGAAGAACAAAUCGAUCCAAAAGGCUUAUAGUACAACGUCGCUCUCUUCUACCUCUACGCGGAAAGCUCACAAACCUGGAGCAGAUACCCAAGUGGUCCGUCUAUUGGAAGGUCAGGAGUCGAAAAUCAACUCGUCCAUUUCCAAAAUCGAGGAGGUAGUCCUUGCUUCAGAACGCAAGGACAACCACAUUGGCGAAGCUCUCAAGGAUCUCGUGCAGGCCCUAAAACCCAAAAAGGAUCCUCGUUCGUUGUUAUCUGAAGAAGAACAGGUUGACCUGGCAAGACUUGACAUGAAAAAUCAACAUCUGAAAAUCGAGGCCGCUGAAAUUGAGGUCAAACGCGCAAAACAAAGUAUGAACUUGGAGUUUGCUGCAGCAAGAGGUAAAUUCAUUGCUCAGCUUAUGAAGGAUAAUGGCUGGACUGUGGAACAAGCGAAAGCAGUCGCGGAUGAGGUCUUUGUAGCGCCUGAUAAUUAG
Messenger RNA from Melampsora larici-populina 98AG31, 717 nucleotides. RefSeq lists its product as uncharacterized. The record is from RefSeq and is a predicted model, not a curated record. Bases 1 to 717 code for a protein of 238 amino acids. The transcript is spliced from 2 exons. NCBI's taxonomy places the organism in Eukaryota, Fungi, Basidiomycota, Pucciniomycetes, Pucciniales, Melampsoraceae.